AUGCCUACUACACUACUGCUCACUCCCUCACCCUAUGAUCCAUCCCUGCGCGGCCCGCCCCGUUUCCCUGGUCCCUGGGUGUCUAGACUACACCCGGCUUGCUAUCGAACAAGAGCAGAUUUCGAUUUCCUUCCCCACCAGCCGUCUUGGGUAUCAACACCUCCACUGGCCUUCAUACUGCUAGCUAGCUACUUCGGCCGUGAUGCGUCUCUCGGUCCCGAUGGCAGACGCAGACGGGGCGCCACCGCAAAGCCUCUCGGCUGCAUGUGUGUGAUACGGAUACCAGCCCGAGGAAGGCCUGUCGACCAUUUUCAUGUCAGCGUCUCGGCCUCUUUGAUAGGCGAGGCGGACGGUCUUCAUCCACACAGGGUCGCUGCUUAA
This is a messenger RNA of Neurospora tetrasperma FGSC 2508, 381 nucleotides long. RefSeq lists its product as uncharacterized. The transcript is spliced from 3 exons. The coding region runs from base 1 to 381 and encodes 126 amino acids. Lineage: Eukaryota; Fungi; Ascomycota; Sordariomycetes; Sordariales; Sordariaceae. The record is from RefSeq and is a predicted model, not a curated record.